UAAUAUAAUGCUCUUCCUGUUGAUUUUUCGGAAAUAGUUUCCUUUUCGUAUCGUGGCUUUUGCGUAUGUAGGAUUUUAGAACUGCAGCCAUGCAAAUUUUCGUUAAGACCCUAACGGGCAAGACUAUUACUCUUGAGGUUGAGCCUUCGGAUACAAUUGAGCAUGUUAAGGCGAAAAUUCAAGACAAGGAAGGGAUCCCUCCAGAUCAACAGCGCCUAAUUUUCGCAGGAAAGCAAUUAGAAGAUGGGCGAACCUUAGCCGAUUACAAUAUUCAAAAGGAAUCUACUUUACAUUUAGUACUUCGGCUCAGGGGAGGUGCUAAAAAGCGCAAGAAGAAGAACUACUCCACACCUAAGAAAAUCAAGCAUAAGAGGAAGAAGGUCAAAUUGGCGGUUUUGAAAUAUUAUAAGGUCGAUGAAAAUGGCAAAAUACAUCGCCUUCGUCGCGAGUGCCCUGGUGAAAAUUGUGGAGCUGGAGUGUUUAUGGCUGCUCAUGAAGAUCGUCAUUACUGUGGAAAAUGCCAAUUAACAUUUGUUUUUUCCAAGCCUGAAGACAAAUAAAUUACUAUAUCUGUAUACACGUCAGGACUAGA
Molecule: messenger RNA, 592 nt
Organism: Rhagoletis pomonella (apple maggot)
Lineage: Eukaryota; Metazoa; Arthropoda; Insecta; Diptera; Tephritidae
Gene: RpS27A
Product: ubiquitin-40S ribosomal protein S27a
Exons: 3
Coding region: 90-560 (156 amino acids)
Biological process (GO): translation; modification-dependent protein catabolic process; protein ubiquitination
Cellular component (GO): cytoplasm; ribosome; nucleus
Molecular function (GO): structural constituent of ribosome; ubiquitin protein ligase binding; protein tag activity
Source: RefSeq, a predicted model, not a curated record